This is a messenger RNA of Podarcis lilfordi (Lilford's wall lizard), 402 nucleotides long. NCBI's taxonomy places the organism in Eukaryota, Metazoa, Chordata, Lepidosauria, Squamata, Lacertidae. The record is from the annotation of a GenBank genome assembly.
AUGGGCAUCGUCAGGCUGGCCUGCGCUGGCACUGUGAUCAGCAACAUGUACGGCUUGACCGUGGCCUUGCUGGUGGUGGGCCUGGAUUUAACGUUCAUUGGUGUGUCCUAUGCAAAGAUCAUUGUGACCGUGCUGAGGCUGCCAUCUCGGGAAGCCCAGGCCAAGGCCUUCAACACCUGUGGCUCCCAUAUCUGUGUGAUUGUCUUGGCCUACACACCUGCCCUCUUCUCCUUCCUCACACACCGCUUUGGCCACAAUGUGGCCCCCUACAUUCAUAUCCUCAUCGGCAACUUCUAUAUUCUGGUGCCUCCCUUCUGCAAUCCCAUCGUCUAUGGUGUGAAGACCAAGCUGAUCCGUGACAAGGUGGUCGGCUUACUCCUGAGGAGAAAAGAUGUCUCCUAA